AUGGCUGCGGCGGAAAAUGAGGUUGCGGGGAGCUCUGACUCCCCGGAAAUUUUGACUCAGUUGCCUUUUCCUCCUGUUACCAAGACUCAUAUUCUUAAUUGCUCCUAUCACAAUUGGUAUCCUUUAUAUCGAUCAGUUACCCCUAAAGCUCGGCUGAUACCGCUCACGGCUCCAUUUUUAUCUUACCUCCGUGCUGAUGGCAUUAUACUCCCUCCCGAAGACCCGCAGGCCCGCGAUGAUGACGAGGACAGUGGUAUCUUCUCAUCAGAUUCUUCUACUGUUUCUGAUGACCAAGAGGAUCCAUCGACGCAGUUUCCGGAGGUUCACGCUCGAAUAAAUGAAGUUAUCGACGAGCUUGGCGGUCGUGUGGUCCCGAAACUGAAUUGGUCUUCGCCCAAGGAUGCUACAUGGAUUGCCGCCACCAAUAGCAUGGAAUGCCAAUCAGCGAACGAGAUUUAUCUACUGCUCAAGAGCUCCGACUUUAUCACGCAUGACCUGGAGCAUGUUUUUGAUGAUGUCGAGGAUGAAGACCCCGCGGAAACUGCCUCCAAAGCCCCUGCUCCGCCACCGAAGACGAUUGACGAUAUUCCAUAUCACCUCAUUCUCAGAAAGCAUGUCCAGAUGAACCCUUCAGUGGAGUUUCGAUGCUUUGUCCGACAAAGGACACUCGUCGCUAUCUGUCAGCGGGACCUGAACCACUUCGAUUUCCUCUUUCCUAUGAUUCCUGCAUUACGAUCUCGAAUCCAAUCAUUCUUCGUGGACCAUCUGAAAAAUACAUUCCCGGAUGACAACUUCGUAUUCGACGUCUAUAUUCCGCCUCCACAUGAGCGCGUCUGGUUGAUCGAUAUCAACCCGUGGGCAAUGAGGACAGACCCACUCUUGUUUUCCUGGCUUGAGAUUCUUACGAUGAACACCAAUGUCUCAAAUGAUCAUGCGGAAGAUUAUGCGUCUGUUUCAAGCGACGGAUCUAAGGACACUGGCAGUCUAGAAAACGAGGUUGAGGAAGUGCCAUUUGUCCCUGAAUUCCGUCUGGUCAAGAAGGAUGACCCUGAAGCCUACAGCUUUAAUACACCGCAAUACAGUGCGCAUAAGAUGCCCAAAGAUGUUGUGGAUGCGAGCCGUGGCGGACCAGGAGCCAUGCGGGAAUUUGCCGAACACUGGAAGGAGAUUUUGGCCCAAGCACAACAGGAAGACUCGCGCGCAGGGGAUGACUCCGAUUGA
Messenger RNA from Xylona heveae TC161, 1221 nucleotides. Its product is annotated as D123-domain-containing protein. The transcript has 2 exons. NCBI's taxonomy places the organism in Eukaryota, Fungi, Ascomycota, Xylonomycetes, Xylonales, Xylonaceae. The record is from RefSeq and is a predicted model, not a curated record. Gene Ontology annotation, cellular component: cytoplasm. The coding region runs from base 1 to 1221 and encodes 406 amino acids.